Hansenula ciferrii is the source of this 2352-nucleotide messenger RNA. RefSeq names its product Ssy1p (gene SSY1). The transcript has a single exon. Gene Ontology annotation, biological process: amino acid transmembrane transport. Gene Ontology annotation, molecular function: amino acid transmembrane transporter activity. Gene Ontology annotation, cellular component: membrane. The record is from RefSeq and is a predicted model, not a curated record. Bases 1 to 2352 code for a protein of 783 amino acids. Lineage: Eukaryota; Fungi; Ascomycota; Saccharomycetes; Phaffomycetales; Wickerhamomycetaceae.
AUGGAUAGAAGGGCUUCUUUCAACGAAGUACCUCUUCCAAACCUGUUCCCAAAGAUUGAUCGGUUCCCCAAGUACAAUGCUAAAGAAGAUGAAGAUAUUGAGUUAGUUGAUAUUGAUAACGGAGAUGAAGUUGAUUCUAUAACUAGCGAUGAGAUACGACACAAGAUAGAAGAGUUCCAAGCUGAGCAGUGGGAUAACAAAACCAAUGAGAAAUUUUUUUUCACAAAGAUGUUUCAUGGAGGUGAAGUUAUUGAAGACAAUGAAGGGUUCUCAGACUUCGAUGUUUAUAACAGAAUGGUUCAGAAAGAAGCUAUAUUGGAAGCAAAAACCAAAAAAGUGCUAAAUGAUAUGCAAAAUAAUAGUUUGAAAGUUACAAAAAACAUAAGUGAUCAGUACGAUGCAGGUGAUGAGACCCGUGCGGUGAAGAACAAACAUAGGUUCAAAGCUUAUGAACAAAGGCUACGUUACAAUGGAGGACAUUCCGAUGAAAGACCAUAUUUUUAUAGACAAGAAUCAAUGGGAUCAAAUAGAACAGAGGUUGUUGACUUAUCUAAGAUGGAUUUAUCACAAUCCUUUUUCAAUAAUAAUGGCGGUGGUGAUGGAACAAAUGGGAAUGAGAACAGUGGCCAUCAUGGAAAUUACAAUGGGAAGUAUCAUCUACAACGGAAGCUAAAAAAACAGCAAAUCCAAAUGGUUGCAUUAGGUGGUACUCUUGGUGUUGGUUUGUUUCUAGGUUCCGGGAAAGCAUUUUCUAUUGGUGGUCCUCUGGGUUGUUUUUUGGGCUUUUUUAUUUCAGGUUCUAUAGUUUUAGCCACCAUGUUAUCAUUUGCAGAAAUGUCAACUCUUAUACCCACGACCUCAAGUAUUUCAGGUCUUGCUUCAAGAUUUGUUGAAGAUGCAUUCGGAUUUGCACUUGGUUGGUGUUAUUGGCUUUCAUUUACAAUUGCUAUGCCUGGGGAAGUAUGCGCUGCUACUAUUAUGUUGAGUUAUUAUCAGCAAUUAGACAUACCCAGUGCUUCAACAGCCGGUUUUGUAUCAUUGUUUCUAUUUGCAAUUCUUUUUGUUAAUUUGUUUGAUGUUAGAGUUUAUGGAAAUAUUGAAUAUUGUGUUAGUUUAUUCAAAGUUUUAUUCACUGUUGCUCUGAUGAUUUCCAUGGUCGUUGUUAAUGUUAAAGAACAUUAUGGUUUUACAUAUUGGAAUUCAGCCGCUUCAACAGAAGUUGCUUCAUAUGGUCCAUUCAGACCUACGUUUGACUUGAAUGAUAUCGGAAGUGGAUCAAAAAAUGGAAUUGGAGGCGCAUUGGGUCGAUUAUUAGGUGUUGUGUCAUCUACAUUGAUUUCUUCAUAUGCUUAUACAGGAAGUGAAAUUGGAUUUGUUGCAUCAAUGGAAUGUAGAAAUCCAAGAAAGGCUUUACCAUCAGUAACAAAACGGGUAUUUGGAAGAAUUACAAUUCUAUACUUGUUAUCAAUUUUCCUCGUUGGUUUGAAUUUUUACUCUGGGGACCCAAGAUUAUUAAGGUAUUAUACACCAGAUACCCAAAGAAAUCCGUUACCAUUAAGAUUUAUAGAGAAGCUGAAUGUCCAAUGUACACCAGUUUCAAUGAUUGGUCAGAAUUCAAAUGGAAAUCAAAGUCCAUGGAUCAUUGCCUUGCAAAGCACGGGCCUCUGCACCUAUUCAUCAGUAGUGAAUAGCAUAUUUGUUGUGUUUGCUGUUUCUGCAGGGUCAUCACAUUUAUACGUUUCCAGCAGAACAUUAUACUCAAUGGCAACUCAAGGUAAGGCAUUACCAAUAUUUACAAGAUGUACAAAAGCUGGUGUUCCAUAUAUCUCAGUUUUAUUUUCAGGUGCUUUUGGUCUUUUGGCCUAUUUAUCGGUCAAUCAUAGGGCUCUAGAGGCUUUCCAGGAUUUUGCAAAUAUUUCAUCGGCAACUGCAAUGCUUAUGUGGUCAGGAAUGUGUUUAUCAUUUUUAAGAUUUUACAAUGGAUUGAAAUUGAGGCCAGAUAUAAUUUCAAGAAAUGAUCCAUCAUACCCAUAUAGAUCUCCAUUUCAACCAUUUUUAGCAAUUUAUGGUCUGGUAGGAUCGAUGCUGAUUGUAAUUUUAAUGGGAUUUGUUGUAUUCUUGAAAGACUCAUGGGAUACAAAGACAUUUUUCACAUCUUACGGUGCAUUAAUGUUAUUUGUUAUUUGUUUCGCAGGCUAUAAGAUAUUUGGGAGCUCAAGAAUCCAUAGACUAGAUCAGCUAGAUCUAGAUUCAGGAAGGAGAGAGAUGGAUAGAAUUAUUUGGGAUGAAGAUAAGAAUUACAGUAGUUCAUUUACUGAAAUUUUCAAGAAAUGUAUUGGGUGGUUAGCAUAG